This is a messenger RNA of Cantharellus anzutake, 1676 nucleotides long. RefSeq lists its product as uncharacterized. Bases 113 to 1492 code for a protein of 459 amino acids. NCBI's taxonomy places the organism in Eukaryota, Fungi, Basidiomycota, Agaricomycetes, Cantharellales, Hydnaceae. The transcript has 7 exons. The record is from RefSeq and is a predicted model, not a curated record.
GAGGCUACUACAGCUUCCCUCAACACGGCGCCCCGACAUCGCAUUGCACCCCUGAUAUUGUUAUCCGUCUCUCUUUGCGUGAGACACGUCUAGUGAUCCUGCGUGACUAAUCAUGGCGCGUACCACGUACAAUAAAACUGGGCAUCAGUUUGCGUCCGACGAUGAGGACGACCAAUCAGGGAAGGCACCCAAUACGCACAAAACAUCUUCCGCCUCGUGGGGGGCAAGCGCUAAGCACAAUGGGAAUGCGAAACCAAUUUCACAACCAUCGAACGCGGAGAGCAUCGUUGAGCAGGAGGGAGAUGAUUCGGACGUAGCUGAGCUGAAUCCUCAGACAUCGAAACCAUCCAGCUCCAUUCCAUCUUCGUCCAAAAAGUCGGCUCCCUUGAAACUGUCUAACGGGAUGGUUUCGACUUCUCGUAAGAGGAAAGCGGCAGCCCUGGCUUCUGAGCAUGACCAGUCAGGAUCAUUCUCGCCAGCCCGUAAGCGGACGAGGACUGAAGCUGAAUGGGAUAAUAUGGUGCAGCAGCUUAAGAAGGAAAGGGAUCAGUAUUUGCGUGAUUUUGAACAACUUGCUAAGCAGAGGAGCACCGAUGCAGAGGCGGCGUUGGAGGGAUAUCGUAAAUUUCACGAAGAACAUGAUAAGCAUCAGAAGGAGCAUAUUCAAAUGCUGACGCAAAGCAUGUCACGAUUCACGGAGCUCUCUGCAUCAGGAAGUUCAGCCGCCAUCACUUUAUUGACGCGGGAGGCAACAGAUGCCCGUUUCCAAGAAUACGAAGUGAAGCUCGGAGCUCAAAGGGCAGAGAUUGCGGAGCUUAGGGAACAAUUACGGGGUAAAGAUACGAUGAUAAGUAACUACAAGGCAGAAAUUGAAACUCUCAAGAAUGACUAUCAGCGAGAAAUAGCCAUGCGGCAGCGAGACUACGAUGCUGAGGUUUCAAAUUCAAAGCACCUCAUUGAAGAACGCAAUAUUGCUCGAAGCGAACUUGCAGCCCUUACAAACGGGACAACGUUGAAACCCCGAGGAGGUAGCGCUAUGCGAGAGCCAGAGAGAAGAACAUUAUUAGGACCCACGAAAGAACAGUCCACUAUAUGCCUUUAUGAAGAACUCACCCAGCUAAUGGUUCGGAGUGUCGCGACCACAAAAGGAGAACACGGGGUUCAAACAGAAUUCAAAUGCUACAUGAAGACUACUGGCGCUAGCGAGAGCCUAAAUUUCAGCCUCGACAUUAUCCCAGAACCUACAGAGGAGGAUCCAAACAGGGAGAUGAUGCGAUAUACACCACACGAUCUUGAGAAAGAAAGCGAGGAGUUUAGAGAGUCACUUGACUUUCUUUCGGGGGCCUUCAAAUGUCCAAAAUGGCAAUCCCCCCAAUUCCUUCACCAGAUACAGUUACACAUGGGCCUCAGUUUCAGUAAUGAUGCGGUAGAAACGGACGAAGAGCUUGAAUCGGAUGAAAUAGAAUAUUUGGGUCCGAACGAACCCACCUAACGAAGCGAGAACGCGCAGCCUCAACUGCCAGGGCGGAGCACACUAUUUAUCUAUCAUUAAUUGGAUAAUUCCGGAUUCUUUGCUACAGAAUUAUUCUCUGCAAUCUCGACUUGCUAAUUUUCUCUAUGAGUGAGGUCUGAACCUGCCAAGAAGGCCCCGGCACUCUCGAGAAGCAGGACAACCC